Molecule: messenger RNA, 780 nt
Organism: Pieris macdunnoughi
Lineage: Eukaryota; Metazoa; Arthropoda; Insecta; Lepidoptera; Pieridae
Source: the annotation of a GenBank genome assembly
AUGAUCAUGUUAUUUAAAGGCAAUAGUAGUAGAUUAGAACAUUUGAUAGAGAAAAUUCAAGCUAAUAAAGAAAAUCACGACGUGUCAACCGACGAUAUUAAAGAGGCACUGGGCAGCGUAGGUAGCGCGGCAGCAAGCUCUUGGCCAUCCUCCACACCGGAACCUUCACCUUCUCCAACCUCGACACCAACAUCUGCUGACGCUGCUGAUCCUGAAGCCGAAGGAGAUCCACCCUUCACGCUCGGUGCAACUGAGCACACGCCCUACCAGUGUCAGUUCUGUGAUAAGGCGUUUCCCAGGCUGUCCUACUUAAAGAAACAUGAACAGCAAGUGUAUGUCCAAAACGGCCCAUUUGGAAAGCCAGUGCGUAUAGAUAUGCAUCGUAGUUGCGAGCCAGUCCACGGCCCUCAGAGGUUGACGUCUGGCCCAUUACAGAGGCCGUAUAUCUCGGCUCCUUUGUGCAACGCCACUGUAACCGCACCACGAUUAUCCGACACACGCCGGGACAGAUGUAGACUAGAUAAGGCAAAUAGAACCGUCACUUUGCAUAAUCCCUACUACAGUUCAACUAGAUUUGCAUCUAGCUGUGUCAAAAGUUCUGCAGAUGUUUCGAGAAAGCAUUCUUUUAUAUGGAAAAAUCGUAAAAGGAUUCUAUUAGAUAAUCGGCAUGCAAUUGCAGUCACCUUUGCAGAUAUCAAUCUCAAGGCGAGGUGUGUGCCGACAAAUGUAUCGGCAAGAUCGCGUCUUAGCUUAGAGACAGGCUGUGACGGCCGGAAAUAG